AUGGCUUCCUCGGUUCUUCCUGUUGCUUUGCAGAACAAACUGCUUGGCUACAGCAGGGCUCCCAAUGCGCAAUUGGCGGCCUUGAACUUCGACCUACUUCGGAAUAUCAUCUUUAUCCUUUUUCUAUUCCGUUAUGUUCGCAAGACCUAUUACUCUCUCCGCGGCUAUGGCAUCAUUGGCAGCAUCCGUAAUGUCUACGCUUCAAUCCGGCUGUUCUUCUAUUCCGUAUUUCUGCGUACCCCCGGAGUACGUGGCCAGGUCGACAAGCAGGUUUCAACAGCGAUCGAGAAUCUCGAGAACAAACUAGUGGCCAGUGGCCCCGGUGUCACUAGGUAUCUGACUCUGCCCAAGACAGGGUGGACGCCCGAGCAGAUUCGCGCCGAACUCGAUAAACUGGCGAACAUGGAGCAUACCCGCUGGGAAGACGGACGCGUCAGUGGAGCCGUCUACCAUGGUGGCCAGGACCUGUUGAAGCUUCAAACGGAGGCCUUUGGGCAGUUUGGCGUCGCAAACCCCAUCCACCCAGAUGUUUUCCCUGGCGUUCGCAAGAUGGAGGCUGAAGUGGUUGCCAUGGUUCUCGCCUUGUUUAAUUCUCCUUCGGAUGGCGCCGGUGUCACUACCAGCGGAGGUACCGAAAGUAUUCUUAUGGCCUGCUUGGCGGCUAGACAGAAGGCAUUCACAGAACGAGGUGUGAAGGAACCUGAAAUUAUUAUUCCGGAUACGGCCCAUGCUGCAUUCUACAAGGCUUGCAAUUACUUUGGAAUGAAGCUUCACCGCGUUCCCUGCCCAGCUCCGGAGUACAAGGUUGAUAUUGCUGCUGUGCGGCGCCUAAUCAAUCCCAAUACUGUUCUUCUGGUUGGCUCCGCGCCCAAUUUCCCUCAUGGAAUUGUCGAUGACAUCCCUGCUCUAUCCCGACUUGCGACUAAAUACAAGAUUCCUCUUCACGUCGACUGUUGUCUGGGCUCCUUCGUCAUUGCAUUCCUUAAGAAGGCCGGCUUUCCCUCCCCUUAUGAGGAAGAAGGAGGGUUCGAUUUCCGCCUUCCGGGCGUAACUAGUAUUAGUGUGGACACACACAAGUAUGGUUUCGCACCCAAAGGCAAUUCCGUGCUCCUUUACCGCAACAAGACAUACCGCAGCUACCAGUACUUCAUUUACCCUGAUUGGUCCGGUGGUGUGUAUGCGUCUCCCUCCGUGGCAGGAUCUCGGCCAGGUGCUCUGAUCGCAGGCUGCUGGACCAGUCUGAUGAGCGUUGGUGAGACUGGCUACAUCAACAGCUGCCUUGAAAUCAUGGGCGCGGCGAAGAAGUUAGAAGCAUCAAUCAAAGAACAUCCAGUUCUGUCCAAGAAUCUCGGUAUUGUCGGGAAGCCCAUGGUCAGCGUGGUCGCGUUCCAGAGUCAAAACGGUGCCAUUGAUAUCUACGACGUCGCUGAUGGUCUGUCAGCCAAAGGCUGGCACCUAAAUGCUCUCCAGUCUCCCCCAGCGAUCCACGUGGCAUUCACAAUUCCGACAGCGGCCGCAGUCGAAAAGUUGACCACCGACUUGGUCGAGACGGUGGAGAAAGAGCUAGAGAAGGCCGAGGAGAGGAAGCGGCAGGGCAAGUCGUAUGUGCUCAAGCGUGGCGACACAUCCGCACUGUAUGGUGUUGCUGGCAGCAUUCCCGAUAAGAGCAUUGUCAGCCGUCUCGCUGAAGGCUUCCUGGACACCCUGUAUAAAGCCUAA
Messenger RNA from Aspergillus viridinutans, 1719 nucleotides. Its product is annotated as sphinganine-1-phosphate aldolase DPL1. Lineage: Eukaryota; Fungi; Ascomycota; Eurotiomycetes; Eurotiales; Aspergillaceae. Gene Ontology annotation, cellular component: endoplasmic reticulum. Gene Ontology annotation, molecular function: sphinganine-1-phosphate aldolase activity; pyridoxal phosphate binding. The record is from RefSeq and is a predicted model, not a curated record. The transcript is spliced from 4 exons. Gene Ontology annotation, biological process: sphingolipid catabolic process; carboxylic acid metabolic process. The coding region runs from base 1 to 1719 and encodes 572 amino acids.